GAAAAUGCAGUCGAGACAGGUGUGAAAGCAAAAUGGCAGGAAAUAGCCUUGUUCUACCUAUUGUCCUUUGGGGUCGCAAAGCACCCACUCACUGCAUAUCAACCCUUCUGUUAAUGGAUGAUGUGUCAAUGAUUGUCACAGGAUGCCAUGAUGGACAGAUAUGUCUCUGGGACCUUUCAUUAAAUCUGGAGAUUAAUCCCAGAGCUCUGUUGUUUGGUCACACAGCCUCAAUUACUUGUUUGUCCAAGGCCUCUGCCUCCAGUGAAAAACAGUAUAUAGUGAGUGCAUCUGAAGGCGGGGAGAUGUGUCUCUGGGAUGUGAAUGAUGGGAGAUGCAUAGAAUUUACUAAAUUAGCCUGCACACACACUGGCAUACAGUUCUAUCAGUUUACAGUUGGGACUCAACGUGAAGGGAGGCUGCUAUGCCAUGGGCAUUAUCCAGAAAUUCUUGUUGUGGAUGCUACCAGCCUUGAGGUCCUGUAUUCUUUAGUGUCAAAGAUUUCUCCUGACUGGAUCAGCUCUAUGAGUAUCAUUAGGUCCCACAGAACACAAGAGGAUACUGUUGUGGCAGUUUCAGUGACUGGUAUUCUGAAAGUAUGGAUUGUAACUUCUGAAGUUAGUCGCAUGCAAGAUACAGAGCCAAUAUUUGAAGAGGAGUCUAAACCAAUUUAUUGUCAGAACUGCCAAAGCAUUUCCUUUUGUGCAUUUACGCAGAGAUCUCUUUUGGUAGUAUGCUCAAAGUACUGGAGGGUGUUUGAUGCUGGAGAUUAUUCCCUGUUAUGUUCAGCUCCCAGUGAGAAUGGACAGACCUGGGCUGGCGGUGACUUUGUAUCGGCUGAUAAAGUGAUCAUAUGGACAGAAGAUGGCCAAAGUUUUAUUUACAAACUACCAGCCAGUUGCCUACCAGCUAGUGAUUCAUUUCGCAGUGAUGUUGGAAAAGCUGUUGAAAACUUAAUUCCUCCUUUGCUGUACAGUGUAUUGGACAGAGCAAAUAAGCAGUUACUAAUUUGUCCUCCUGUCACUCGGUUCUUCUAUGGACGCAGGGAAUGUUUCCAUAAACUUCUAAUCCAAGGAGACUCUUCAGGGAGACUGUGUAUUUGGAGCGUGCCAAAUACACUUGAGCAACAAGACAUUGCUGAAGGGUUGCAAAUGACAGUUUCAACUUCCUUGCAAGAAGCUUUUAAUAAACUCACUCCCCAUCCUGCUGGAAUUAUUGAUCAAUUGAGUUUAAUACCAAACAGCGGUUAACCGCUCAAAGUUACAGCUAGUGUGUAUAUUCCAGCACAUGGACGCCUGGUUUGUGGUCGUGAAGAUGGAAGCAUUAUUAUUGUGCCAGCAACACAAACUGCUAUAGUUCAGCUUCUUCAAGGAGAGCAUAUGUUCAGGAGAGGUUGGCCACCUCACAGAGCUCUUAGAGGUCAUCGUAACAAAAUCACGUGUUUACUGUACCCUCAUCAGGUUUCAUCUCGUUAUGACCAAAAAUAUUUGGUAUCAGGUGGUGUGGAUUUUUCAGUCAUUAUAUGGGACAUAUUUUCUGGCGAAAUGAAACAUAUUUUCUGCGUGCAUGGCGGAGAGAUAACGCAGCUCCUAGUUCCACCGGAAAACUGUAGUGCAAGAGUCCAGCACUGCAUUUGCUCUGUUGCCAGUGACCACUCAGUAGGACUUCUGAGUCUACGAGAGAAAAAAUGCAUCAUGCUUGCUUCUCGUCAUCUUUUCCCUAUUCAAGUAAUUAAGUGGAGACCUUCAGAUGAUUACCUGGUGGUAGGAUGUUCAGAUGGAUCUGUGUAUGUCUGGCAAAUGGACACUGGUGCACUGGAUCGUUGUGUGAUGGGAAUAACAGCUGUUGAGAUCUUGAAUGCUUGUGAUGAGGCAGUUCCUGCUGCAGUAGACUCCCUCAGUCACCCAGCUGUAAACCUGAAACAGGCCAUGACUAGACGUAGCCUUGCUGCUUUAAAAAAUAUGGCCCACCAGAAAUUACAGACCCUUGCCACUAACCUUCUGGCUUCUGAAGCAUCUGACAAAGGGAAUUUGCCUAAAUAUUCACAUAACUCUCUGAUGGUUCAAGGUAUAAAGACUAACCUAACAGACCCAGAUAUCCACAUCCUCUUCUUUGAUGUAGAAGCUCUGAUUAUUCAGCUACUGACAGAAGAAGCAUCUAGGCCUAACACUGCAUUUAUUUCCCCAGAGAAUUUACAGAAAGCAUCUGGUAGUUCUGACAAGGGGGGCUCUUUUCGGGCUGGCAAACGAGCAGCAGUUCUCUUCCAGCAGGUCAAGGAAACAAUCAAAGAGAACAUAAAAGAACAUCUUCUGGAUGAUGAUGAUGAGGAUGAAGAAGCAAUGAGGCAGAGAAGAGAAGAGAGUGACCCGGAAUAUCGCUCCAGCAAAUCUAAACCAUUAACCCUAUUAGAAUAUAAUCUUACCAUGGACACAGCAAAACUAUUUAUGUCCUGUCUCCAUGCCUGGGGUUUGAAUGAAGUUCUCGAUGACAUUUGCCUUGAUCGCCUUGGGAUGCUUAAACCACACUGUUCUGUGUCCUUUGGUCUUCUAUCUAGAGGAGGCCAUAUGUCUCUGAUGCUUCCUAGCCAUAACCAGUUGAUGGGCAAGCCAUCCUAUGAUGGUGUAGAAUUAGCAAGGAAAAUGUCUAUUACAGAGGGACUGGGAAGGGGGACUUAUGGAGUCUCACGUGCAGUCACCACCCAGCAUCUCCUGUCUAUUAUCUCUCUGGCAAAUACCUUGAUGAGUAUGACUAAUGCAACUUUUAUUGGAGAUCAUAUGAAGAAAGCACCAACCAGGCCUCCAAGGCCAGGCACUCCAGAGCUGUCUAAAGUGAAGGCUCCUCCACCCCCGGUUUCAAGUCCUGCAGCUCAAGGGCAAAUUAAACAAGUUGCUCCUGCUGUUUCUGCUAGCACUGAGGCUGGUCACUCUGGCUCUGACCCUGUUCCUACUUUACAUACCUGUUUCUUAGUAAAUGAAGGAUGGAGUCAAUUAGCUGCUAUGCACUGUGUCAUGCUCCCUGAUCUAUUGGGAUUGGAUAAAUUUAGACCUCCUCUUCUUGAAAUGCUUGCACGCAGGUGGCAAGAUCGAUGCUUGGAGGUAAGAGAAGCUGCCCAGGCCUUAUUGUUAGCAGAACUGAGAAGAAUUGAACAGGCAGGACGGAAAGAAACAAUUGAUGCAUGGGCUCCAUAUUUGCCACAAUAUAUUGACAGUGUGUUAUCCCCUGGAGUGACAGCAGAAGCUAUUCAGACUGGUACUGCAAGUCCAGAUUCAUCCAGCACAGAAGCCAAAGUUCAAGAAGAAGAGCAUGAUCUGGUUGAUGAUGACAUCACAGCAGGUUGUCUGUCUAGCCUCCCACAAAUUAAAAAGAUAUCUACAUCAUAUGAAGAGAGACGGAAGCAAGCUACUGCUAUUGUCUUGCUAGGAGUAAUUGGAGCAGAAUUUGGAGCUGAAAUAGAACCUCCAAAGUUACUGACCAGACCGCGCAGUUCCAGUCAGAUUCCUGAAGGGUUUGGUUUAACCAGUGGUGGAUCAAAUUAUUCCUUGGCAAGGCAUACCUGCAAGGCAUUGACAUUUCUGCUGCUGCAGCCACCCAGCCCCAAACUUCCUCCACACAGCACCAUUCGCAGAACUGCAAUUGAUCUGAUUGGGCGAGGUUUUACUGUAUGGGAGCCAUACAUGGACGUCUCUGCUGUAUUAAUGGGCCUUUUGGAGCUCUGCGCUGAUGCUGAGAAACAGCUUGCUAACAUCACAAUGGGGUUGCCUCUGAAUCCAGCAGCUGACUCCGCCCGCUCUGCACGACAUGCUCUCUCACUCAUUGCCACUGCCAGACCACCCGCCUUCAUAACAACUAUUGCCAAGGAGGUUCACAGACACACUGCCUUGGCAGCAAACACUCAGUCUCAACAAAAUAUUCACACCACAACCCUUGCUCGAGCUAAAGGAGAGAUCCUAAGAGUCAUUGAAAUUCUUAUUGAAAAGAUGCCGACAGAUGUGGUUGAUCUCCUUGUAGAGGUUAUGGACAUCAUCAUGUAUUGCCUUGAAGGAUCCUUAGUCAAGAAAAAGGGACUUCAGGAAUGCUUUCCAGCCAUAUGCAGGUUCUACAUGGUCAGCUAUUAUGAGCGGAGUCACAGAAUAGCAGUGGGAGCUCGCCAUGGUUCAGUAGCCCUCUACGACAUCCGGACUGGAAAAUGUCAGACUAUCCAUGGCCAUAAAGGACCAAUAACUGCUGUUGCUUUUGCUCCUGAUGGACGGUAUCUUGCCACUUAUUCCAACACAGAUAGCCAUAUCUCCUUUUGGCAGAUGAACACCUCUCUCCUGGGAAGUAUUGGAAUGCUGAAUUCGGCACCCCAGCUCCGCUGCAUUAAAACAUACCAGGUGCCCCCUGUCCAGCCUGCCUCCCCUGGCUCACACAAUGCACUCAAACUGGCCCGGCUGAUCUGGACUUCUAAUCGCAACGUUAUUCUCAUGGCUCAUGAUGGCAAAGAACAUCGAUUUAUGGUCUAGGGUCAGUCUCUUACUAGAAAUACAUUUUUGGUUUAAUAUUCCCUGUAAUUUUCUCUUUCUUUGUCCUGUUAACGCCGGAUUACCCACACCAGUGCCUACGUAAGUCAUCCAGUGGAAUCAGCCAGACUGCAACAUUUCUGCAUGGUUCUCUAAACCAGCUUGUGCCAGCUGUGGAUUCAGAGGCAUGCAUGCCAGCUCAACAGUACAUAGUUAUUCUGUCACUGGGUAGGUUUGCCUAGCUAUUGAUAGGAGGGAAGAUGAUGGCUAUUGGGGAUGCUCCUGUUGCUCAGUGCAACAGAAGCUUAAAAAUCAGUAACACUGUGAUUGCACUCCUUGACUAGAUCAGCACAUUCAAGAAUCAAAAUCCCAGUUUUCGAGGUUGGGCUGAAUCUAGUCACUUUUCCAUUGGAAGUUAAAGUAAGGCACCGUCCCUAACUAUAAAUAUUAUUUUCCUUUUCAGUUUCUUAAAGAGAUUUACUGUUUACCAAAAAAAGGUUGUGUGUUUACAUGUACUUUCUUUGAGUGAUUGCUUGAAGUGGUCGCUGGCAUACAUGUCAUAGGGUUUACCAGUUGGCUCCUUGAUGAGGGUCUAACCGGUUUGAGAUUCAUGAGAACGUUCAUGAGGAACUGCAUUUUUAUGACAGAGUGAUGUAUUUUCAUUUUGAAAAGGCAUGCGUCUUCAGAAAAAGUUCAGGUUCAUUAAAUUGGAAGUUACUGUUUCUUGUGGCCUGGAAGAAAGUGUGAUCAGUCCACACGUAAAUAAAGAGAAUCUCUUAAAGAGGAAAGGACAAACUUGAAAAGUAUAAUACUGAUACACCAAGGUCUUUUUCUGAGUUCCCUUUGCAGCCACUGCAGGUGUUUGUUUCAGAAAAAGCGUUCUUCUUCCCAAAGCAGCUUCCAUUUCUGCUGGAUCUUCCAAGGAAGGUAUAAUCCUGCUUUUGUUCCAGUACAUCCUAUUACUGCAUAAAUUAUUGUAGUGUCACAAAUUGCAAGUUUAGCUUUACUGAAGGAACACAGGGAAAGAAUGCAAGCACUUAUGGGAUUGAGCAGAUAUCACUACUAUUUAGCAACCCAGACUAGGAAAAUUUUGGAAAUUAUUUUGAACGAUAUUAUUUGAAUAACAUAUAUAUUAGCAUUUCCCCCAAUAAAUGUAUUCCUUUGUAAUGGAAGCUCUAACUGUUCAUGUUUUUUCUGUUUUUACAUAUCUACAUUUUUUAAAUAUUUACUAGUGUGAAUAUAUAUUCUGGCUUAUGCUAACAGGAAAAAAUCCAUAAAAUACAAUUUAAUUUAAACAUGUGGAUGUAUAUGUUUGUAUAGGUUUUAUUUUCAUUCCAUUUUGUCUGGAAAGCUUGCAGAAGAGAAAAGGCACUCAUUCAAUUAUAGCUUGUAAAGUAAAAGUAGUAUUUGCAGGAAAAAGAGGAAUAAAUUAAUUUUUUAAUGGCUUCUAAAAUGCUUUGUGGGUUUGUUUUUUGGGGGACGGGGGUCGUGUUUUGUUUUGGAGAAGUUAGUCUGUUUAGUACACUGUACAGGAAAGUAGGAUAUACAGCCCAGAAUCAGCAUAUCUGUUGUUUACUAUAGUAAAAAAAUAAAUAAAAAUUUGACCAUUUGGAAUGUCACAUCAUUGCUGUAAAUUUUAUUCUUUCUAACUAUGGCCACAAUGUAGUUUCUAGUGGUGGUAAAAUACUGUAGUAGGACUUAGAUUUUUUUAAUGUGAGUUUAUGCAACAUGCAUGUAUAUUGUAUUUAUAACAAUAUAAAUGUAUAUGUAGCCUCAAAAACAGGAAGCAAAGACUUUCAAGUUACACAGUGACUUUUUGCCUUAGAGUCAGAUAUUAUAGUGCUAUGUUUUUAAGUAUAAGCAUAUGAGGAAAAUUAAAAGGUACCCAUCAUGCAUUCCUCCCUAGGCAUUCCACUCAUAUUUACUUCUCUUACACUUUUUUUUCAAGCACAUAUGUGUUUACUUUCAAAACUGAGAUGCAGUUACAGGAAAAAAUGGAUACAUUCCACUAUGCCACAAAAAAGAUUUUCUUUAAUACAGUAAAGGGUAGCUUACAUUAUAUGUACAUAAAAGUGGUUGUUUAAACUACAACUUUACUGGAUCAGAAAAAAGAAAAGAAAAAUGCCUGUCUGCUUCCAUACUGAAAAGCUCAAGGUAGCAAAAGUUAAAAAAUAAAUAAGCUAAAUUUUCAGAAGAUUAAGACAACUAGUAUUAGUGUCUAAUGUGUUGUAUCUAUAAGACAGUGAAAAUUGCAAUUCGUUCCAAUAUGUCCAUAAAAGCAGCCAAGAUUGCAAUUCAGUCAGAUUAGUGUUACUUGGCCAGGGACUAGAGGAGUGCUUGUGGGGCAGAAAUCUCUACCUGUUUAACAGAUAUUUGCAUAUUAGUUAAACACAAAUCUCCACUUUGGUGACCUUGUAAAACCUAGUCCCAAACUUCAUCGCAGUUUAGAUCUCUCAGUACUGCAGUAAAAUGUGUAUUGUCAUUCCAGUGUAAGCUUUUAGUGUUUUAUUGAUUUGUUAGUACUGUAUUUGGGCUUGUCCUUGUACAUGUAGAGACGUAUGUGGCUUCAUUGGCAGUUGACAAGCAAAAAUGACAUGAUGAGACACCUCUAUGAAAAUGUUGUAAUGAUUGAAGUCACUGUAUAUGGUAAAUGAUUAAAAUGUCUGCCUCUCAAGAAACUUCUUGAUAAUUCCACUUCAAAUCUACUGUAUGUACUAAAUGUCCCUGUGUACAUAUGUGUGUGGAAUAAAACAGAAUGGUAUUGAAGACUAUUGCUCCCAUACAAUCAUCUUAACUUUGUUAUGGUUCUCCCACAAAUGCAUCACUUGCCGAUGCACCUUUGAUAUUAACUGUAUUAUCAUCAUGUAUGGAAACUUUUUUUUUAACCUUUUUAUGAAGCUUAUAGUUCACUCAAGAAGACAGAGCUCCUCAAGAGACUCAAAGCCUCCUUAGCGAAAAGGAAGUUAGAAAUGCACUGAGAGAAAGUGGUUCUCUUAUUUUUUUUCAUAAGAAGCACGAUUCAACCAAAUAAAGAAAACGUCGGUCUUUUGGAACCUCAAUACUGCCCUCUGUAGUGCAUGUAAAGUCAUGCCGCUGCCUUGAUAACCAGUCCUAGAUCCUUUCUAAGCGGGGAAGUAAUUGAACCAAAUUGUUCAUUGAAAUUUUCUGACCUGAACUGCUCUCCCUUGGGGACUGAGCUGCAUUUAUUAAAUGUAUUAAAUUUCAUAUAAUACUUUGUUUGGGAUUAAAUUGGU
Molecule: messenger RNA, 7750 nt
Organism: Alligator sinensis (Chinese alligator)
Lineage: Eukaryota; Metazoa; Chordata; Crocodylia; Alligatoridae
Gene: WDR7
Product: WD repeat domain 7
Exons: 28
Cellular component (GO): cytoplasm
Molecular function (GO): protein binding
Source: RefSeq, a predicted model, not a curated record